AACAAACCUUAUAAAGGACAAUAAUCUCAAUCCAAUAACAAGAUCAACCUUCCUAAUCAUACAAUGGCGGUGACUGAAUUACCAACCACAACAAGAACAACAAAUCAUAUAAAAAAAAUUUCAAUCCUACCUCUAAUCUUCAUCAUCUUCUAUGAAGUUUCAGGUGGACCAUUUGGUUCAGAAGAUGCAGUACAAGCAGCUGGUCCACUCUUAACACUUCUUGGUUUCAUAAUUUUCCCAUUUAUUUGGAGUAUCCCUGAAGCUUUAAUCACUGCUGAAAUGGGCACAAUGUUUCCUGAAAAUAGUGGUUAUGUUAUUUGGGUUUCAACAGCUUUAGGACCUUAUUGGGGUUUUCAACAAGGUUGGAUGAAAUGGAUUAGUGGUGUUAUUGAUAAUGCUUUAUAUCCUGUUUUAUUUCUUGAUUAUCUUAAAUCAACUUUUCCUUCUUUAGAAAAUGGUUUACCUAGAGUUUUAGCUUCUUGGGGUCUUACUAUAGUGUUAACUUUGUUGAAUUAUAGAGGUUUAACAAUUGUUGGAUUUGUUGCUGUUUUCUUAGGAAUUUUUUCAUUAAUCCCUUUUGUUGUUAUGGGAUUUAUUUCAAUUCCUAAGUUGGAACCUUCAAGAUGGGUUGAAGUUGAUUUAAAAGAUAUUGAUUGGAGUUUAUAUUUGAAUACUCUUUUUUGGAAUCUUAAUUAUUGGGAUUCUAUUAGUACUUUAGUUGGAGAAGUUGAAAAUCCGAAGAAAACGCUACCGAAAGGUUUGUUUUUUGCUUUGGUUUUAAUUGUUUCGGCGUAUUUGUUUCCUCUUUUGAUUGGUAUUGGCGCGGUCCCAGUGGACCGCGCGGUUUGGAGUGACGGAUAUUAUUCCGAUAUUGCUAAGAUCAUUGGUGGUGGUUGGUUGAGAUGGUGGCUUAAUGCUGCGGCCGCGUUAGCAAAUAUGGGCUUGUUUGUUGCUGAAAUGAGCGCAGACUCAUUUCAGCUUUUAGGUAUGGCCGAAAGGGGAAUGUUGCCGGCACUCUUUACUAAAAGGUCGCGAUACGGUACACCCAUUUUUGGGAUACUUUUUUCGGCCACAGGUGUGGUUUUACUUUCAUGGCUUAGUUUUGAUGAAAUUGUGGCUGCAGAGAAUUUCUUAUAUUGUUUUGGAAUGAUUCUUGAGUUUAUUGCAUUCAUUUUAUUGAAGAUUAAAAAACCAAAUGCAUUAAGGCCUUAUAAGGUACCUGGGGGAAAAAUUGGAGCUAUUAUUUUGUGUAUUCCUCCAACAAUAUUGAUUGGUUUUGUUUUAUAUUUCUCUUCUCUAAAAGUGAUGGUUAUAAGUCUCAUUGUUAUGGUGAUUGGUCUUGUGAUGCAACCUUGUCUCAAAUUUGUGGAGAAAAAGAAAUGGAUCAAGUUUUCUGUUAGUCCUGACCUACCUGAUUUGGACAAUUGGGAGAGUACUCAAACUUUGGUGCCUCAUCAUUUGGACAAUGGGGAGGGUACUCAAACUUUGGUACCUGAUCAUUUGGUCAAUGGGGAGGGUUCUCAAACUUUGGUGCCUAAUCAUUUGGACAAUGAGGGUACUCAAACUUCGGUGCAAUAAAUGUUAAUUGUUUAGUGUAUAGUAAGUAUAACACAGUUGAUAGUUAUUACAAAUAUUAUUGAAAGAAUUGUGAUUCAAAUUU
This is a messenger RNA of Trifolium pratense (red clover), 1660 nucleotides long. RefSeq names its product probable polyamine transporter At1g31830. Gene Ontology annotation, biological process: transmembrane transport. Bases 64 to 1578 code for a protein of 504 amino acids. NCBI's taxonomy places the organism in Eukaryota, Viridiplantae, Streptophyta, Magnoliopsida, Fabales, Fabaceae. The record is from RefSeq and is a predicted model, not a curated record. Gene Ontology annotation, cellular component: membrane. Gene Ontology annotation, molecular function: transmembrane transporter activity. The transcript has a single exon.